Molecule: messenger RNA, 801 nt
Organism: Chrysoperla carnea
Lineage: Eukaryota; Metazoa; Arthropoda; Insecta; Neuroptera; Chrysopidae
Exons: 2
Coding region: 124-801 (225 amino acids)
Source: RefSeq, a predicted model, not a curated record
UUAUGAGUGAACGUCAUCGUUAUGAAGGUAAAUUAAAAGCCAAACUGAGUGGCGUGAAAAAGUGAGUGCUGUAAAACGAAGAAAAAGAAUGAUGAAGAAUCUACUUGCAUAUAAGAUGGUAGUAUGAGAACGAUGUGUCCGCGUAUUUUAGCAGAAAAAAUGUGGUGUACUGAUUGUGAUACAGCCUUUUCAUUCCGAUAUGUUGAAGAAGAAAAGAGGAUUGGGUUAGCAAGUGUAUAUAAAAUAAGAUGUCAUCAGUGCUUAAAUAUUUAUGUUCUGCCGACUUCCACUAAAACAACAAGUAGCAACCAUUCUCAUGAGUUCCGUAAUUGCCAAUACUCCAUUAAUGUUAAAGCUGCAGCAGCUGUUAUUGAUUCAGGAUUAGGCUCGUCACAAUUAAACACGGUGCUUUCUGAGUUGAACAUUCCACCAAUUUCAUCUAGUAUACUCGGACGUCAUGAACGUGUGGUAGAAAAUGCUUUAAAAAAGCUGCGCAAAAGCAAUUCCAGAAGAAAAACAGUUAACAAUAAAAGAGAAUGGAUCACAGUUGUCAGAGGAAGCAGUGUACUUCUACCACGGAUCCCAAUGAUUCCUUCAGAUUCGCCUAUACCAUUCAAACAUUUACAAUUUUCGAUCCGCUUGGCAUAUGUUAUGACUAUAAAUAAGUCACAAGGCCAAACAAUGACAAUUUGUGGUCAAUUAUAUGUUGCGUGUUCCAGAGUUGGAAAACCAUCGAAUUUGUUUGUUUAUACGCCUCAAGGAUUAACUAAAAAUAUUGUACAUCCUAUAGCAUUAAGAUAA